Messenger RNA from Trichomonas vaginalis G3, 3057 nucleotides. Its product is annotated as armadillo (ARM) repeat-containing protein family. Lineage: Eukaryota; Parabasalia; Trichomonadida; Trichomonadidae. Gene Ontology annotation, biological process: intracellular protein transport. Bases 1 to 3057 code for a protein of 1018 amino acids. Gene Ontology annotation, molecular function: small GTPase binding. The record is from RefSeq and is a predicted model, not a curated record. The transcript has a single exon.
AUGAGCGAAAUUGUCGAACAACUUAAGCAAGUGAUCGGAUUCAUUAGGAGUGGCGCUAGUAAUGAAUCCGUUAAUGCUGCUACUGAGUGGUUGUUGCAAUUUUAUCAAGAGCCAACUUCGGUUUCAACAAUUAUUAACAUUUACACUGAUUUUUCAGAAGCAAUAUAUCGACAAUUUCUUGUAAUUGCUUUGAAGCAAUGUGUCAGUAACUCCUGGGACCUUUUUGAUGAUCAAUCGAAGUCAGAUAUAAUCGCGAGUCUUUUAACGAUGUAUAAAUCAGAAUCUGAUUACAAUAAUAGGCAAAACAUCUUGCAUAUUAUUCAACUUAAGAUGGAUGCUGUUUAUUAUCCAGUAUUUAUUCCUUUCAUCCAAAGUUUGGCAGAAUCAGGUGAAAACAGCGAUUUGGAACUUAUCCUUUGUCUCUGUCCACUUGUCGAUGUGUCUCAAAUGGAACAGGAAAACGCUGAAGAAACUACGAAUUUUUUACUGACUAUGCUCGACCGUGGCUUCAAUUCUGAGGACAUUUUAACUCGAUAUUCAGCUUUAUUUUACUUAUACUUACCUAGCUGCAACACAGAUCUCAUUUUAGACAAAAUUCCUGAAUAUUGGGCUUCUGCUUUACAAAUAUUUCAACCAUUCUACGAACAACAAACACUAUUCAAGCGUGUAGCAAAUACGUUUAAUUUCGCAAUAAAUUGCCAAAAAUUUUCAGUUGAUAUUUUACCACUUUUAGAAUUAUGUUUAACGCUUGUACAUAAGCCAGAGAACGAUUCAUACUUAUUACUCGAGUUUGCUACCCUCAUAGAGUCAAUGUGCCAACAAUAUACGUCAGUUGUUGUUGAAUCAGGUUAUGUGAACAAUAUUUUCGAAGUUUUCAUGUUGAUCAGCAUCAAACUAUUCGAACCAGAUGAUCCUUUGAGUAUUACACAAGCCAACUUCUUUGAAAAAACUUUCCAAGUUUUAUGCCAGUACCAAGAACUCCUAGAAUACCUUUAUUCAUUGUUCCAACAGCUUGAAUCUAAUACGGCUAAUCAUUUUAUUAUCGUACGGUCUUUGGCUUCGAUGUUUUACUGUUCAAGAGAAUUUUUCUUGGAUAAACUUGGAGAUAUCGCAGAUGUUCUUGCAGGAGGUAUGCAAUCAGAUUCUCUACUUCUUGUUGAAGGUUCUGUAAGCGCUGUGGAUACUUUUAUUGAAAACUUUUAUAUCGAUAUCGGAGAUUUAGAAGAACCUUUAGUUAGUGAAGUAUUAGCUGCAGCUAAGAAUGCCUUAACUGUUGACGUAGUUACGGCUUUCGCAAACAUUUUGGAUAAAAUUAAUCAGUCAGAUUUUAUUUUUGACACGGCAUUUGAAUUCUUAGUAGAAAUAAUAUCGAAUUCAGAACCUGUACUUCAACAAGCUGCUCUUAGUUGUAUGAAUAUGCUCGUAAGAUCUUCAACAAUGAAAAUUUCAACUCAUUUAGAGACUUUUAUGCAGUUAAUGAUCGAAAUUAUUAAUUCUACGAGCGAUACAGCAGAUAUACUCAAACCAAUUUGCGUAGAAUGCAUUCAUAGCGCAGCAAAUAACGUUGGAUCAGAAUUUGAUAACUACGCAUCGAUUUUCCUCAACUAUAUUGUUGAGAACCUUUCAAAUGAGAGCCAAGGACUUGCUUUAACAUGUUUCCAGGCUCUAGAACUUAUGGCAAUUAAAAAACCUGAUCUUUUCAUGGAAGUUGUCGACCAAAUCAUGUCAAAAGUGUUAGCACUAGCUGCAACAGACCCAAGUAAAGAGUAUGAAAGGGCAAUGCUCUUUGCUGCGACUGAAGAUGACAUAACAGCUGUAGAAUCUCAAUAUACAGCUCUAUUUAAGCAGACAGAAAUCGCGCUUAGGCUUAUAGCGAUACUCUCGAAUAUGUCGCCAGACUUAACUAAGAUGUUUUUAACUCAUACUUUGCAAUGCGCAACAAUUCAAUCGCAAAGUCGUAAUUCUGAUUGUAAAUGUGCGUCCGCCUUCGCUGUCUCAUGCAUUGCAGACGCUUUAGCAGAUCCAAUGACGAAACCUCCCGAAACAAUUACAACUCAAAUGGGAAAUAUCAUUCUCGCGGUUAUUCCAGACGCCGAUGAUUGUCCUGAGAGUAAAGAAGCAUCCGAUGGCUUCUCAACAGCUGCCCACAUGAUCGAUGUUUUAGAAUACCAAACUUUUGGUUCAUUGACUCGAAAUUUAAUCGUCAAUGCAUUGAAUUAUAUAAAUGCAUUUAUUUCAUCAGACGAUCGUCAAUUAGUAUCGAAAUGUGGACAGACAUUAUAUUCUAUGCAGUUAUUUUUGUCUAUGGUCGCUGCAAGUGCUGGAGAAAUGGCUUUUACUGUAUUACAAGAUUUUAUGCCGAUAUGCAACAAUCUUUUGACAUCUAAUGAGCCAUCUCUCAAGAGUUUCGCUUUAUCUUUCUUCGCGUCCAUUGUUUCGAGCUGUUCCGAGUCACUUGACGAAGGAUUUAAACAAGAAUUGCUCAAAACAUCAAUGGGAAUAGCAGAAGAAUGCGAGGAAGCUGACGCAUUUGUAUUAAUACACCAGAUAGGACGUGCUGAACCACAAUUAAUUGAAAAUGUCUCUGAUGAUUUGUAUAAAUUGUGUAUUGAGAAGCUGACGAUGGAAGGAUCGAAUGCAGACAGGUAUUACAGGAUGAGAGAUAAUUGUCUGAUUGCGUUUGGAAUGCUUGUGAUGAAUAUUUGCCCAGAUAAAUAUGAUAUAGAAGAAUUUAUGUUGCCAUCUUUGAGUGCAAUGCCAUUAGUUAAGGAUUUCGAGUACAUUACAGAGCAAAUUGACUAUUUCAUCUGGUUGUACUCCAAAGCAGACAUUUCUUACAAAGAAAGUUUCUUCCAAAUUUUAGUUGUCGUGUUUGCUUUGCCAAAACACGUUUUCGACAACAUGAAAAUACCUCCUCUGUACAUAGAGAAGCUUUUGGCAGUACUACGCGAGCUUAUGGAGCUUUAUCCGAACAGAGAUGAGUUGAUUUCAACUUAUCUCGAAGGUGACGAAGAGAAAAUAGCUUUCUUUAAUGCAGCUAUGAAUUCUCAAGAGUAA